Molecule: messenger RNA, 1949 nt
Organism: Engraulis encrasicolus (European anchovy)
Lineage: Eukaryota; Metazoa; Chordata; Actinopteri; Clupeiformes; Engraulidae
Product: double C2-like domain-containing protein alpha
Exons: 10
Coding region: 1-1281 (426 amino acids)
Biological process (GO): regulation of calcium ion-dependent exocytosis; spontaneous neurotransmitter secretion; exocytosis
Cellular component (GO): synapse
Source: RefSeq, a predicted model, not a curated record
AUGACAGUGCGUAAGGGGAAGCGGAUCCCCAUCCAGGAGCACAUGGCGAUUGACGUCUGCCCCGGCCCCAUUCGGCCAAUCAGACAGAUCUCUGCCUACUUCCCCCGCCUCUCGCCCACCUCAUCGGUCUCCGAUUCGCUGGCGCCUGGGCCGCUCGGCCUUCCGUCAGGCGGCGGCGCGGGGGGAGGGGGGCUGCUGUCGCCUCUGUCGCCGGGGGCAACGGGGGGAGCAGGCGGGACUUUGUCCAUGAUGAGUAGCAUGGACACGUCGGUGGAGAUUGACAGCGGCGACAGCGAUGACAACACCUCAUUGGGAACGCUGGCGUUCGAUUUGCAUUAUGAAGUGGAAUCCAGCUCUCUUCACUGCACUGUCAUAAAAGCCAAGGGUUUGAAGCCUAUGGAUUUUAAUGGCUUGGCAGACCCUUACGUGAAGCUACAUCUUCUACCUGGAGCCUGCAAGGCCAAUAAGCUGAAGACCAAGACGGUUCGGAACACUCUAAAUCCCGUCUGGAAUGAGACACUCACCUACUGCGGCAUCACAGAAGAGGACAUGUACAGAAAGACACUCAGGGUGUCGGUGUGUGACGAGGACAAGUUAACGCAUAAUGAGUUCAUCGGAGAGACCCGCAUCGCUCUACGCAGGGUCAAGCCCAACCUGACCAAACACUUCAACAUCUGCCUAGAACACCCUCCACCCCUACCGUCGCCCACAGCCAUGAGUGUAGCUCUGAGGGGAAUAUCUUGCUACCUGAGAGAGUGGGAGACGGAGCAGCAGCGCAGCCUGGAGGAGCGGGGUCGGCUGCUGCUCUGCCUGCAGUUCCUCCCGCCCUCCACUCCACCAGAGGGCGACGAGGCCAAGAAGGAGGCCAAGGACCGCGCCAAGGGCGGCCUCUGCGUUGGCGUGCGGCGUUGCGCCCACCUGGCUGCCAUGGACGUCAAUGGCUUCUCGGACCCCUACGUAAAGACGUACCUCAAGCCAGACCUGAAGAAGAAAUCCAAGCACAAAACAGCCGUCAUCAAGAAAACCCUCAACCCAGAGUUUAAUGAGGAGUUCUUCUACGAGAUCACUUUCAAUGAGCUGACCUCUAAAACUCUGGAGGUCACCGUGUGGGACUACGACCUUGGCAAGAGCAACGACUUCAUUGGGGGCGUGUCCUUUGGCUGUCAAUCACAGGGAGACGCUCUGCAGCAUUGGAUAGACUGCCUGAAGAACAAGGGUCAGAAGGUGGAGCGCUGGCACACACUGACCAAUGAGCUUCCAGGAUCCACAGCACAGGAGUGAACUGGGCAGCCCUAAUCCAUGUUCUCUCUACUAGUAGCCCAACACCCUGUCUGUCAGUCAGUCAGUCAGUCAGUCCGUCAGUCAGUCAGGGGACUGCCGUUUAAUUGGUCAACAGCUGCCGUCAAUCAGUCAAGUCCUGAUUUGACCUGAUCCAUUGAGAAAAAGAGCAUGAUGAAGAAAAGUCACACAGACAUGGGUUUAACAACACAGAGGACAGUCGAAGGUCAUUUUUGCAACUCCUGUUUGCAUUUUGAAACUCUUGCCAUUGUUGUUCUCUCUAUUGCUUUAUACAUUCAGAGUUUGUUUUCCUUCUUCCUUCCUCUAUGGACACAUAAGCACAUAACUGAGGGAUCUCAAGCACACUAAAGUUGAUGGCCCCAAUAAUGAAGAAAUGUUUCUUUUUCUGCACAAAUGCCUGCACAAAACAUUUGCACCUAAGUUUCACCAUGUAUCCAUGUAGGUCACCUUUGUGAAAUACUACGGUUCUCUAUGUGUUUUUGAAAGCCACGAGUAGUUCCAUCAUCCCCCCCCCCAAAGUAGCCACAGCAAAACAAUCACAAUCUCACAAAAAAUGCACGAGAGAGUUUUGAACCAAUAUAGAAUAAAAUGCCUGUGAUGUGGUUUCGAUGCAAUAUGUUCGGUUGCAAUAACAAGGUUAUUUCUUCUGA